AUGCUGGAUGGCCAUCUAUUCUCCGAGGGGCCCGACAGCCCCCGGGAGCUCCAGGAUGAGGAGUCUGGAAGCUGCCUCUGGGUGCAGAAAUCCAAGCUGCUGGUGAUCCAAGUGAAGACUAUUUCCUGUCAUUAUAGUCGCAGCGCCCCUCCUCGACAGCCCAUGGACUUCCAGGCCAGCCACUGGGUCCGCGGGCCCCAGAGCCGCACGUGUGGGCCACGCCCGGGAUCCCCUGAGCCGCCCCCCCGCCGUCCCUGGGCCUCCAGGGUGCUGCAGGAGGCGACUAACUGGCGGGCGGGGCCCCCAGCCGAGGCCCGAGUCCGGGAGCAAGAGAAAAGGAAAGCGGCAUCGCAGGAGCGGGAGGCCAAGGAGACCGAGAGAAAAAGGCGCAAGGCUGGUGGGGCCCGAAGGAGCUCCCCGGGUCGGCCUCGCCCGGAGCCUCGGAACGCCCCCAGGGUGGCACAGCCUGCAGGGCUCCCAGCUCCGUGUAGGCCCGAACACAUGGGACUUUUGGGGCGACCGCCCCGUCCAUCGGCGCAGCCGCAGAGCGACCCGCGGGUGGCUUGGGUGGGGCCCUGGGGAGGUCGCAGGCCAGGGCCCCCCAGCUACGAGGCUCACCUGCUGCUGAGAGGCGCUGCCGGGACGGCGCCACGACGCCGCUGGGACCGGCCGCCACCCUAUGUGGCUCCACCUUCUUAUGAAGGCCCCCACAGGACUUUGGGGACUAAAAGAGGCCCCGAGCCCUCCCAGACGCCUGCCACAUCGGCCCCUGCUCCGACUCCAGCCAGGACAGAGGGAGGGUGCACCAAGAAGAGGCUGGAUCCUCGGAUCUACCGGGACGUCCUCGGGGCUUGGGGUCUCCGUCAGGGGCGGGGUCUCUUGGGGGGCUCCCCAGGCUGUGGAACAGCCAGGUCAAGGCUGGAGCCCCGCAACGCGGCCGCGGCCGUGGAGAAAAGCCUGGGGCUGGCUGCUUCUGGCCUGAACAGUGGUAGCGACGGCCACCCCCAAGCCGAUGCUACUGGGAGCCCAGGCAAGGCGACAGCUCCUACGGGGUCUGCAAAUGCGGCUCCGAGCCCCCCGCGUCCCGCUCCCAGGUCCAGGCCCCGGCCCCAUCUCAAGGCCUCCGGAGGAGGGAAAGAAGGUAGAGAGCAGAGCUGGCUCCCCAAAGGCUGGAUUCCCUCCCUUAAAAAGCAGCCGCCCCGACAUAGCCAGACCCUCCCCAGACCCUGGGCUCCAGGAGGCACGGGAUGGAGGAAGUCCCUGGGUCUUACGGAGGGGGCCGGACACGAAAUCUCAGAGGGUUGGAAGGCAACCCGCCGCGCCCACACCCUGCCCCGAAUUUCCCGCGGCACCGCUGCUGGAGAAGGUGUCUUUGUCAUUGACGCCACGUGCGUGGUGAUAAGGUCCCAGUAUGUCCCCACCCCUCGAACCCAGCAUGUGCAGCUUUUGCCCGCUGGGGCGCCACGCAUCGUGGGGGAUGCGUCCAGCCAACCGAAGUCCAACAGGAAGGAGGGCGAGGGGACCGCGGUCUUUCCCUCCCCUUGCCAGAAGCUGCUGUCGAGCAGUCGCCUUUCACACCAGCCCUAUGGGGGGCGCGGGCUUGAAGCUGAGGGCGGGAAGCCCGUGGACUCCUCAUUGGAGGAGCGCGCCUCCCGCAUCUUGGGGCUCCCGGUGGGUGAAGUAAACCUUCAGGACGCUCCCACGCAGCCAGGUAGCCCACAGCGCCCAGCCUUAGGCCCAGCGACUUCGGGAGGCGCGAACAGUGCCGAGAGCUCGGGGGAAGUGGCGGCGGUCCCGCGGCAUGCGGGCCGGGGCUGGGCGCGGACCCCGGGGCCCUACGCCGGGGCCCUGCGGGAAGCCGUGUCCCGCAUCCGCCGCCACACCGCCCCAGACUCGGACUCAGAUGAAGCUGCGGAGCUCAGCGCCCACAGCAGCUCUUCUGAUGGAAGCGACACAGAAGCCUCGGGCGCCUCCUGGCGGAAAGAGCGGGCCGGGCCCCGGGAAGGCCGGAAGACGGCACAGCUGGGCGACGGUAUCCGAGAGAUUCUGGAUGUCAUCAGCCGAACCGAGGAGGUCCUCUUUGGGGAGAGGGACGCUAAGAGGACCCCACAGGGAAAUAGGGAGAGGCAGUAA
Molecule: messenger RNA, 2133 nt
Organism: Pteronotus mesoamericanus
Lineage: Eukaryota; Metazoa; Chordata; Mammalia; Chiroptera; Mormoopidae
Gene: DDN
Product: dendrin
Exons: 2
Coding region: 1-2133 (710 amino acids)
Source: RefSeq, a predicted model, not a curated record